This is a messenger RNA of Metarhizium acridum CQMa 102, 1338 nucleotides long. The record is from RefSeq and is a predicted model, not a curated record. NCBI's taxonomy places the organism in Eukaryota, Fungi, Ascomycota, Sordariomycetes, Hypocreales, Clavicipitaceae.
AUGUAUCCGACAAACCCGCUACAACGGCCAUGGUCGAUCUCAUCACAGCCCGAGCCAUCAACAGCCAAGCCGCGUCCAACACCUCAGUUUUACGUGCCCUCUGUGCUGCUCCCCAGGGAAGCUGCGAACUCACCAACUGUGCACAAAAUUCAUAUUUUGGGCGACGAUGAAAGGUCCAAAUUCAUCGCCCAUGCGUUAUCAAGCGUAUACGAUUCCGUCGAACUGCUUGGGUGGAGAAGCAGUCCUUCCUCAAAAUAUCGCAACAUCCAGAAAGUCCGUCCCAACAACCGACGGUCAGCUGCCAAUGUCGAAGCCAACCUCGCUAUGCCUCGGGCCAUUACCCAGAGCGAUGAUUCGCGGAUUGACCAGCUCGUGGUAUCAGGCCGAGGUCAAGAAGCUGUAGAGGCUCUGCAGUCGGUGAAGAAUCGAAUUGAUGGAAAUACUACAGUCUGUUUGAUGAAUGAUGGACUUGGUGUGCUCGAGGAUGUGAGGAAGAAGAUCUUUGAGGGAACGGAUGCCGCACCAAACUUCUUGCUAGGCCACAUGAGCCACCGCCUGGCGUUUAAUCGAACAUACGACGCAGUUACCCAGCUCAAGCAAGGCCAAACAAAGUUGACCUUUGCCGAGGCGCCUCGUAUGCGCGUCAAAGAUAUGCACAAAGUCGAGUCGCGACCGAAUUUUGUCAAGACAUUAGAAGAAGCAAAGGACCUACAGACGACACUGACUUCGUUUGACCAGUGGCUCCGAUUUAAACUGCCUACAGUCAUCUUCGACUCUGUCGUUGAGCCUGUAUGCGUGCUCCUGGAGAUGCCAUACCAAGGCUUGCUGCAAAAUCCAGCGGCACAACGCAUGAUGCAUAGUUUACUGUCCGAGAUAAUCCAAGUUCUCGAAAAUCAGAAGGGCUCGCCUCGAGCAGCUCAAGGCGCAGUCCGGCGCAAGCAGCGGUGGCCAACCAUCCAACGGUGGCCAGGACCAAGAACGCCAAAAACAGCACGUCUCACACAUCCCACACGUCCCCUCGACGACCAGUCCCAGCGUACUAACCCUCCUGGUGAAUUCAGACAGCAAGACGAUGCUCGCCAGCACAUUCUGAAUCAGAUUCUGCACCCCGAGGCCGCCGACCGCCUGGGCCGCAUCAGGCUUGUGAAGGAGCAGCGUGCGACGGAUAUCGAGAACAGAUUGAUCACGCUGGCGCAGACGGGUCAGCUGAGGCAGAAGGUCACGGAGACACAGCUGAAGGAGCUACUGAAUGCGAUGGCGGAUAACAAGGAGGAGGAAAAGAUUGUGGUGAGCAGACGGAAGGGCUGGGAUGACGACGACGACCUGUUGGACUUGUAA